Arabidopsis thaliana (thale cress) is the source of this 1061-nucleotide messenger RNA. RefSeq names its product Integrase-type DNA-binding superfamily protein. Lineage: Eukaryota; Viridiplantae; Streptophyta; Magnoliopsida; Brassicales; Brassicaceae. Gene Ontology annotation, cellular component: nucleus. The record is from RefSeq and is marked reviewed. Gene Ontology annotation, molecular function: DNA binding; DNA-binding transcription factor activity. The transcript has a single exon. Gene Ontology annotation, biological process: regulation of DNA-templated transcription. The coding region runs from base 91 to 855 and encodes 254 amino acids.
UGUUUUUAUACUAAAAGAAAGUUUAUUAAAAAAAAAAACCUCAGAAUCAAAGCUCUCUCAUUAGCACUUUAGCAGUCAGUCUAUAAAUACAUGUCUCACAUCCACACAAAAAGAAGAAGUAAGUAUCAAACGAGAGUACAAAAGAUGACGUCACUCAACAGCUCUGCAUCACCAACAUCAUCGUCAUCAGACCAAUCUGAUGCAACUACUACAACAAGCACCCACUUGUCUGAAGAAGAAGCUCCACCCAGAAACAACAACACAAGAAAGAGAAGGAGAGAUUCUUCUUCUGCUUCUUCAUCUUCUUCAAUGCAACAUCCUGUUUACAGAGGUGUGCGGAUGAGAAGUUGGGGCAAAUGGGUCUCCGAGAUCCGACAACCUCGUAAGAAAACUCGUAUUUGGCUCGGCACUUUUGUCACCGCUGAUAUGGCUGCUCGUGCUCACGACGUCGCUGCUCUCACCAUCAAAGGCUCCUCCGCCGUCUUAAAUUUCCCUGAGCUUGCUUCUCUCUUCCCUCGUCCGGCGUCAUCAUCGCCGCAUGAUAUCCAGACAGCCGCCGCAGAAGCCGCCGCCAUGGUGGUCGAAGAAAAACUGUUAGAGAAGGAUGAGGCUCCGGAGGCCCCACCUUCGUCGGAAUCUUCUUACGUGGCGGCGGAGUCAGAGGAUGAGGAGAGGUUGGAGAAAAUUGUGGAGCUGCCUAACAUUGAAGAAGGAAGUUAUGACGAGAGUGUGACAUCACGUGCUGAUCUGGCUUAUUCUGAGCCGUUCGAUUGUUGGGUGUAUCCUCCGGUUAUGGAUUUUUAUGAAGAAAUAUCGGAGUUUAAUUUCGUGGAAUUGUGGAGCUUUAAUCACUAAUUAAGUUAGGAAAGUGCAUUAUAUUGCAAUAUUGCAUCAUAGAUAACAUUUGUAUUUCUUUUCUUUUUGUACGGAUACGUAGCAUAUGCUACUAUACUAGGGCUAGUGUACCAAAUAUUGUAAAAUAUACUUAUUAAUAUUUAUGUAAAUGUGUAAUAUAUAUAACAUACAAUUAUUGUAAGUUUGGAAAUUGGAAACUAUCGUUA